AUGCUUCAAUUUAUCGUUCUUUUCGCUCUCGUUCGUUUUUCAUUUACUUAUACUCUAAUUCAACCACGUCAGAGUGUUGGUAUUAAUGAAGUUGUUGCACUGAUAAGUUCCGAAAAUUGUCAAUUCUAUUUAUCACUGAAUACACAUUUUCAAUGUGGAGUCAAGUCUCACCUCACCCAAUAUUCAUACAAAUAUUGCCAACGACUUCUUGAUAUUCGUAAUUUAUUUGAAAAUACCAAAUACCAAGAUAAUGUUCGUCAGUGUUUACAACAAAAACUUCUUACUAAAAUACAACAAGUUGGCGAAAUGACAAUCACAUGUGAUAGUUUUAAACAGAUAGAUCUUGAUUCACAUCAAAGUUGUUUAGCUGUUUCAUUCAAAGAACUUUCAGUCAAUGAUGUCAAACAAUUCAUUGCCAGUUUCAAAGAUACGACAGUAAAUUAUGCUCAACUCUGUAAAUUGGCUAACAGUUUUGCAGGUCAUUGGAGCCAAGUGGUCAAUGGAGAUUUGAUGAUGUUUCUUAAACGACAACUCAAAGAAAUAUUUACAGAUGGUGAUACUUCUACAUGUAUUAUCAAAGAGAAAGACAUAAUUGAUGAAAUUGAUGAGAUUGUUUCUGAAAUUGGUACAGUAUUAGAUAAAGUAAAAAGUGUCAAAGAAGAUAUUAGCUUAAUUAUUGAAAAAUCAAAAGCUAUACGUGAUGAUUUCAAAACCAUUCGACAAAUUGUUAAGCAAAUGAAUAAUGGUACCGUAUCAAACAUAGACGGAUUAAAGGCAAUACUUGCUAAAACAAAGACAAUAGUUGCUAAUUCAAAAGUAAUCAUUGAAACAAUAAAAAAUCUUGGUAAAGACAAGACAAAUACUGGUGUUGAUCAAAAUCAGACUGAAAAACCAACUACAGAACUUGGACAACUAGAAAACGCACAAAAUGCAUUGGCACUCAUGCAAAUCUCUCAAGUUAUUAGUCAAUUCAAUGGAUUAAAAGAAGAAGUUUAUAAUGUCAUUGAUAAUGUCAAUUCGAUUGUUGAUAUCGUUGAUGAAAUUCGAGAUGGAAAGAAGAAUGUUGCCGAUGGUAUAUCCGAUAUUAUUGGUCAGAUUGAACAAGGAAUCGAUAAUAUUUAUUCCAUUAUUGAUACAUCAUAUACACUUAAAGACACAGUUUUUGAUUUAGUCGAAUCUAUUCAUGGAUCCAUGGGAGGAAUUGUAGAUGAACUUGUUGACAAUGGUAAAGAAACAGUCGAUGAAAUAGUCGGUGGUGUUACUGGUUCAAUUGGAGGAGGUCUCAAUGGUAUUGGAAAAUAA
Messenger RNA from Rotaria sp. Silwood2, 1302 nucleotides. NCBI's taxonomy places the organism in Eukaryota, Metazoa, Rotifera, Eurotatoria, Philodinida, Philodinidae. The record is from the annotation of a GenBank genome assembly.